Messenger RNA from Tachyglossus aculeatus (Australian echidna), 1122 nucleotides. RefSeq names its product pirin (gene PIR). The record is from RefSeq and is a predicted model, not a curated record. Gene Ontology annotation, biological process: monocyte differentiation. Gene Ontology annotation, cellular component: nucleus. NCBI's taxonomy places the organism in Eukaryota, Metazoa, Chordata, Mammalia, Monotremata, Tachyglossidae. Bases 60 to 935 code for a protein of 291 amino acids. Gene Ontology annotation, molecular function: quercetin 2,3-dioxygenase activity. The transcript has 10 exons.
AUCCCCCCAUCCCCCCUACGACCGCCCAGGAGCUAGAAUUAUCUGAUUCACACACUGCGAUGGGUUCCUCCAAGAAAGUCAUCCUGACCAUCUUAAGCCAGGAGCAGUCAGAAGGCGUUGGCGCUCGUGUUCGGAGGAGCAUCGGCAGGCCUGAGCUAAAGAAUUUGGAUCCGUUUUUACUGUUUGAUGAAUUUAAAGGGGGCAGACCAGCUGGAUUCCCAGAUCAUCCCCACAGAGGCUUUGAAACUGUCUCUUAUCUGCUGGAAGGGGGUUCCAUGGCCCAUGAGGAUUUCUGUGGACACACCGGUAAACUGAAUCCAGGUGAUUUACAGUGGAUGACAGCUGGUCGUGGGAUUCUUCAUGCGGAGAUGCCAUGCUCAGAGGAACCAGUCCAUGGCUUACAACUUUGGGUCAAUUUGAGAAGGUCAGAGAAGAUGGUAGAACCUCAUUACCAAGAAUUGAAAAACAAAGAAAUACCAAAACCUACCAAGAACGGUGUGACUGUAGCUGUCAUUUCUGGAGAAGCCCUUGGCAUAAAGUCCAAAGUGUACACUCGCACACCAACCUUAUAUUUGGACUUCAAAUUGGACCAAGGAGCAAAGCAUGUACAGCCAGUUCCUAAAGGGUGGACAGCCUUCAUUUACACACUGUCCGGUAAGGUGCAUAUUGGCCCUGAUGAUGCCCAACAAAAAGUAGAACCUCAUCACACUGCAGUGUUGGGUGAAGGUGACGGUGUCCAGGUAGAAAAUAAGGACCCUGAAAGAAGCCAUUUCAUUUUAUUAGCGGGGGAGCCAAUUAAGGAGCCGGUUGUGCAGCAUGGUCCUUUUGUAAUGAAUACCGAAGAAGAAAUCUCACAGGCCAUUAUUGACUUCAGAGGUGCGAAGAAUGGAUUUGAAAGAGCCCGAACUUGGAAAUCAAAAAUAGGAAACAAGUGAAGAACAACAAUAAGAGCAUGUGUGGCAAUUUUCUUUCCAGAACAGAUAUUUUUGAAGCACACUUUAGCUUUUCUCAAAUCACAUGUAUAAAUAUUAACACAUAUAAUAUGCUUUAUGGAACAAGGUUUUCUGGUGCCCAGAAAUAUAAGUGCUCAAUAAAUACGAUUGAUUUUGGUUCCAAACGAAA